This is a messenger RNA of Pseudocercospora fijiensis CIRAD86, 558 nucleotides long. RefSeq lists its product as uncharacterized. The record is from RefSeq and is a predicted model, not a curated record. Bases 1 to 558 code for a protein of 185 amino acids. Gene Ontology annotation, molecular function: calcium ion binding. The transcript is spliced from 2 exons. Lineage: Eukaryota; Fungi; Ascomycota; Dothideomycetes; Mycosphaerellales; Mycosphaerellaceae.
AUGCCGUACCAAAGAAAAAAUUCGGCAGCAAAACAGCCAGCAAAGCGCCGCUCCAAGCUUGCCAAAGAGAACGAUAUAUCUGCGGACGAAGAAGCCGAGAUUCGGGAAGCUUUCGACUUAUUCGCGUCGCAAGAUGACGAGAAAGAUGGGCGAAUUUCCAGGAAUGAUGUCCGUCGGUGCCUCAUCGCGUUGAAUGCCCCACCUGCCAAUAACGCCGAUCUGCAAGAGCUCCUCGAAGUCGCGGAUCCUGAAAAUGCCGGCUGGGUACCUUUUGAGCAUUUUCUGCCGGUCGCAGCGCUUCAGUUAAACCGUGCGAAAGGCGAUGAAGAUGAGGAGAGACAGCAAGAAGAAGUUGACAAGGCGUAUAAUCUUUUUGUCAAAGGGCAGGAUCGUCCCAUCACUAUUGCGGACCUGAAGCGCAUUUCGAAAGAGUUGAGAGAAGAUGUCCCAGAUAAUGUGCUGAAGGACAUGAUUCGUGAGGCUACGGGCGGGUCACUGGGUGGUGUUGGUAAGGAGGAUUUCGAGAGUGUUAUGCGGAGGGCUGGUGUCUUUGGUUGA